Molecule: messenger RNA, 1101 nt
Organism: Medioppia subpectinata
Lineage: Eukaryota; Metazoa; Arthropoda; Arachnida; Sarcoptiformes; Oppiidae
Source: the annotation of a GenBank genome assembly
GUUGGCUUACAGUUAGACACUGUUUAAUAUCACAUCUCUUCAGACACUCAUCUCGUCUAUCAUUUCAUUCAAUUGAAGCAUAUUUUCGUGUUUUUCAAAACUAACUGUUGUUUUGUAAUUGUGUGUCAAAAGUGACGAUUGCAAGGGAUUUAAUUGCUUACUCUGUGUCCAAAGUUUUACUAACAAAUACUAUCGGCAAACAUGACUAUGACUGCAAUGAUGUCCAAAAACAAUGAUCACGUCAAGAGACCGAUGAAUGCAUUUAUGGUAUGGUCGAGAGGACAGCGACGGAAGAUGGCUCAGGAGAACCCAAAGAUGCAUAACUCGGAGAUCAGUAAGCGUUUGGGUCAGGACUGGAAACUGUUGACUGAAUCCGAAAAGAGACCCUUCAUUGAUGAGGCAAAGAGGUUGAGAGCUCUUCAUAUGAAAGAGCAUCCAGACUAUAAGUAUCGGCCCAGACGUAAGCCAAAGCCUAUGGUGAAGAAAGACAAUGGCUAUUUGGGAUCAGCGCAGGCAUACAUGAGCCCAUCAAUGAGCUCACCCUUUGAUCCGAUGGCGCGAUUCGCGGCUUUCACGUCAUCGCCGAGUGAUAUACCGGUAAGUGUGGCCGGAAUGUCGCUCGAGAGUGAAAAGGCGGCCACCGCUCGAUCAUUCCCGUUGAGUGUUCCGCCACUUUACGCACCGGGAGGUCAUCUCAAUGCGAUGGUCAACACUAUGAAGAUGAGAGGCGCGGAGUUAACGCCGGCGGCACUCAAAGCCAAUAACGACGCGUUCGGCAACUUUUGGUCUUCGCCGUCACUUUACUCCCAAUCGGCCGCCUCUUCAUUACUGUCGUCACUGUCAGCCCAUUCCCAUCUCACUCACCCGCAGGCCACACAUCCUCAUCAGUACAACAUGAAUCAGAACCCUUGUGGCACAUAUCUGCCGGCGCCCAACUAUCACUUGCCACCCGUUACCUCCCAUUCGGCUACAAAUGCACAGUUUAGUGUCGACCACUUCCGCAACAAUCCGUUCGCCGCCGCGUAUUUCAUGUCUGGUUUGCCCAAAAUGGACGACCGGAUGGCAAGUUUGGCCAAACUCUCUCCGCCACCCAUUAUUUAA